Messenger RNA from Pecten maximus, 1683 nucleotides. RefSeq names its product universal stress protein in QAH/OAS sulfhydrylase 3'region-like. Bases 335 to 823 code for a protein of 162 amino acids. The record is from RefSeq and is a predicted model, not a curated record. NCBI's taxonomy places the organism in Eukaryota, Metazoa, Mollusca, Bivalvia, Pectinida, Pectinidae. The transcript is spliced from 4 exons.
AGUAUAACUCUAGGGCAACCGCGGUGGAUACCUGUGUGUGAUAGUACUCCGGGGUUAUAUUUACUGUAUAUUCCUAAACACGCCUCGUCCAGUGGUGUUGAGUGUCCAGUCAGCGUCUUCUUGACGUUUUACAUAUUACGUAUUAUCUACAGAGAAAUGUGCCUAUGUUGUAAAACAGACACAUCUAUGAAUCUAUUUACUUUGUGAGGUCAAAAGUUCAAAUUGGGAUACGGGCACGUGAUAUGUUUACGGAUUUUAUUAGUAGAGUGUGAUUCACAGUGAGAGACAUCUGAUUUUUAAAAUCCGGUAAAAUUCUGCUACCAAGACUGCCAUCAUGGCUUCCGAGAGUGCCAGUAAACCAGCGGGCAAGACAGUGUGUAUCGCGAUAGACGGUAGCGACACAGCCAAAUACGCCCUCGACUGGUACGUGAAGAACGUGCACAAACCGACCGAUAACAUCAUCCUCGUCCAUGCCGUGGAGCUCAAUGAGGUCCUUCAUAAUCAGCAAUGGUACUCGUCCCCCUACACAUUUGACAAAGAUGUUCUUUUUACCUUACUUGAGGACGAGAAGCGUAAGAUCACACACAAGCUCGAGGAAUUUGCCGUCCUCCUCAAGGACCGACAGCUUGCUGGGUCAGUGAAGAGUGCUCACGCCAGUAGCCCGGGUGAGGGGAUCAUAAAGGCUGCAGUGGAGAAUCAUGCGGCCCUUAUAGUGACAGGAACCCGGGGGAUGGGGUCCAUUCGGAGGACUUUCCUAGGCAGCGUCAGUGACUACAUUCUACACCACAGUCCAGUGCCAGUUAUUGUGUGCCACAAGCCUUAAUCACGCCCCUCGUUGGACUAUCGGAACACCUCUGCUUUAUUCCAAGUCGAUGUGUCCCACCUGUACAUAGAUCACGGCCUACUAUAUAUGGACAAGUCUGUUCGCUAUUAUUCAGAUCAGGAAUUGGUGUAUGAUGCUGAGCCGCCAUUCGGCACAGGCAUAUGAAUUAAUAUGUGGGUCAAUCAAGCGUUGCCGAAAGUAUUCAUGAAUGGCAACAACAUCCCUCAGGUGAUUAUCAUACUCACGCAUGCGCACUAUGUACCAUAUAAAUAUAUAGAUACAAAACAUUUGGUCUUACCUUUGUGCGAUUUUCUUCACCAAAGCUGUCAAAAUAGAACCCUGUUAUUAGAUGGAGCAUUACUCCUCCCGACGACGCUUACGUCUAGUUGUCGUACCAGCAUUACAGUAACGUGAUGAGUGAAUGGCAUCAUACAUCAUAGAUCACAUGAUUGUUAUUGUAGUUACCAUGUAUACAGAUUUUAUGAUAAUGUGAUUGAUCAUACCACCGAAUAGAAUGCAAUGAAUACAUUUGCGCAAAAUAAGUCCGCUGAAAUGAAAACAUUAUUUAUAUAUCCGGUAAAAUCAUAUGUCUACACCGCAACCCAAGCACAAGACAGAACUCAGACAAAAAGACAAAAAUGAACAUUGUUGUGUAAAGAGUACGAGAACGAUUAUAUACCUUAUUACGGACUUUCGUGAUCUAAUGAUACAUGGAAACAUCAGAACAUCAAGUAUACGAAUGUCACGGUAGAGUUAUCGUUCCUUGAUUGAUUAGAAUGUUAUAAUCAUGUUCCCACUGUGUUUGACUGAUUGAGAGAAUGUCACGUGAUUGGAAAUAAACACGUUUUCAUUAUAAUUGG